AUGAGGCGGAAGGAGAAGAGGCUGCUGCAGUUCGCCGGGCUGCUCAUAGCGGCUCUCCUUUUCCUCCCCAACGUCGGGCUGUGGUCCCUCUACAGGGACCGAGUGUUCGACAACUCGCCCGGCACGGCGGCCGGUCCGGGCGGCACCCUCCGGAUACAGGGGUUGAACCAGAUGAGGAAGGUUGCUCAGCUGGGACUCGACGGUGUGCGGCGAACCGACUGGCACGACUACGAAGCAAUGAGGAGAGACGCUGCUCGCUCAGGUAACGGUGAACAGGGGAAACCGUUUCCUCUGUCAGAAACUGACCAGGUCGACCAGGCUUACAGGGAGAACGGCUUCAACAUUUACAUCAGCAACCGGAUCUCCCUAAAUCGCUCCAUCCCUGACAUCCGGCAUGCAAACUGCAAACUGAAGCUGUAUGCAGAGCAGCUGCCCAACACCAGCGUCAUCAUCCCGUUCCACAACGAGGGCUGGUCGUCGCUGCUGAGGACCGUUCACAGCGUGCUCAACCGCUCGCCCCCACAGCUCAUCGCCGAGAUCAUCCUGGUCGACGACUUCAGCGACAAAGAGCACCUGAAGGUGGCACUGGAGGAGUACAUGAAGCGGAUGCCAAAGGUCCGCAUCCUGAGGACCAAGAAGAGGGAGGGGCUGAUCAGGACUCGCCUGCUGGGCGCCGCCUCGGCCAAAGGAGAGGUCAUCACCUUCCUGGACUCCCACUGCGAGGCCAACGUCAACUGGCUGCCUCCGCUGCUGGAUCGAAUCGCCCAGAACAGGAAGACCAUCGUGUGUCCGAUGAUCGACGUCAUCGACCACGACAACUUUGGCUACGACACGCAGGCGGGGGACGCCAUGCGAGGGGCGUUCGACUGGGAAAUGUACUACAAACGGAUCCCCAUCCCUCCGGAGCUGCAGAGCGACGACCCCAGCGAGUCCUUCGAGUCACCGGUGAUGGCAGGUGGACUUUUUGCUGUAGACAGGAAGUGGUUCUGGGAGCUGGGAGGAUACGACACCGGUCUGGAGAUCUGGGGAGGAGAACAGUACGAGAUCUCCUUCAAGGUGUGGAUGUGUGGUGGUCGAAUGGAGGACAUUCCUUGCUCCAGGGUAGGACACAUCUAUAGGAAGUACGUCCCCUACAAGGUCCCCGGUGGGAUCAGCUUGGCGAAGAACCUCAAACGCGUGGCAGAGGUGUGGAUGGACGAAUACGCAGAGUACGUCUACCAGCGCCGGCCCGAGUACCGCCACCUGUCCGCGGGCAACAUGACGGCCCAGAAGGACCUGAGGAACCGGCUCAACUGCAAGAGCUUCAAGUGGUUCAUGAGCAAGGUGGCCUGGGAUUUACCCAAGCACUACCCGAUGGUGGAGCCUCCUGCCGCCGCAUGGGGGGAGAUACGGAACGUGGGCAGCGGCAUGUGCAUGGAGAUCAAACACUUUGUGUCGGGGAGCCCCAUCCGCCUGGAGAGCUGCGUGAAAGGGCGGGGCGAGGUGGCCUGGAGUCACGGACAGGUGUUAACGUUUGGUUGGAGGGAGGAUAUUCGCGUGGGUGACCCCGUUCACACGAGGAAGGUCUGCUUCGACGCCGUUUCCCACAACAGCCCCGUCACCCUGUACGACUGUCACGGCAUGAAGGGCAACCAGCUGUGGCGCUACAGAGAGGAUAAGAGUCUGUAUCACCCCGUCAGCAACAGCUGCAUCGACAGCAGCCCCAGCGAGCGGCGAGUCUUCAUGAACACGUGCGACCCAUCUUCUCUCAGCCAGCAGUGGAUGUUUGAGAAAACCAACGCCACCGUGCUGGAGCGCUUCAACCGGGGCCCCAACUGA
Molecule: messenger RNA, 1818 nt
Organism: Cyclopterus lumpus (lumpfish)
Lineage: Eukaryota; Metazoa; Chordata; Actinopteri; Perciformes; Cyclopteridae
Product: polypeptide N-acetylgalactosaminyltransferase 10-like
Exons: 12
Coding region: 1-1818 (605 amino acids)
Cellular component (GO): Golgi apparatus
Source: RefSeq, a predicted model, not a curated record